CGCAUCACACAGCUGAUAUGUCUGGACCGCAUAACGCACGUGCUUGUCGCCAGCAAAGUGGAUAUUAUUCACUUUGCAGCUGUUUACGAUUCAAAUGUUUGCAGUGGCUGUCAACCUGUCACAACAAUCGUUUCUGAUCUAGAAGUAUUUUUCGGUUUUGCUAAUUGCUGUCUACUUGCUUUUCCUUCUAAAUCGCUUAUUAGCUAACUCUUUACAUUUCUGCUGCUUUUCUGUGACACAAAAUGGUGAACGAAGGAGGAUCCGACUCAAACAUUGUAGUCACCAUCAACGGCAAAAAAUAUGCAGUGCCGCCGGAAUUCUCCGCAACAUCUCUGAAUGAUUUUCUGCGUGUCCAUCUCCAACUUACUGGGACGAAAGUGAUGUGCCGAGAGGGCGGAUGUGGUGUAUGUAUUGUACACGCUGCAGUACCUACCGGAAACGGAAAAUUCCAAGAACGCUCCAUCAAUUCUUGCCUGUGUCCGAUUCUUUCCUGUGAUGGGUGGGAAAUAACAACGGUGGAAGGCUUGGGUGACCAGAAGAAUCCCCAUCCCAUCCAAAAGCAGCUAACCGAACAUUCGGGAUCACAAUGCGGAUACUGUACUCCCGGAAUGGUUAUGACUAUGUACAGUACUAUCCGAAAGGAAGGCAAAUCGUUAACCGCUAUUCAAGCGGAAAGCGCACUUGAUGGGAACAUUUGUCGUUGUACGGGAUAUCGACCGAUUUUGGAUGCUUUCAAAGAGUUCACGAAUGAAUCGGCGUCGCCGGUGUGCGAUAUCGAGGACGUCUCUAAGCGGAUAUGUUCGAAAACGGGAAAACAGUGUAAUGGAGUGUGCGAUGAUAACGGAUCCAAUUAUUUUCGUCCUCUGGUCGAAGUUGCACGUGCUGCCGCUCCGCCAUGGUACAGACCUACGUCGCUGGCGGACCUGUACAAACUGCUGGAAAAUUCUACGCUGAAGAAUCCAUAUUAUGUUUGCGGCCAUACCGGCAUCGGAGUGUAUGAUGAUGGUCCGUACGAUGGUUUUAUCAGUCUGCGUGGAAUUCGCGAAAUGUUUGUGACUGAUAAGAAAGACGGUGUCAUUACCAUUGGUAGCGGUGUCUCCUUAACGGAUAUGAUUGACUUUUUCAAGUCAGAAGCCGAAACAGAUCCCGGUUUUGCACAUCUGGAACAUUUUGCUCGUUUGAUUAGCAAAACUGCCCAUCCUGCGGUCCGAAAUGCUGGUUCUUGGGGUGGAAACUUGGCCAUGCGAAAUCGGCACAAGGAAUUUCCGUCGGAUACUUUCAUCGCGCUGGUCAUGUGUGGCGCGUCCGUGUUUGUCGGCCCGGAUGAAAAAUCUUAUACCCCCGAAGAAUUUGUGAAUUUGGAUUUGAAAAAUAAAAUUGUGACAAAGCUGACUUUGAAGCCGUUCGAUAAAUCCCACGUUUUUCGCACUUUCAAGAUUAUGCCGCGAUCCGCUAAUUCUCAUGCCUACGUUAACGCCGGAUUUCGCGCAAAAAUUUUGAAAGAAGGAAAUCAGCUUGUGAUUGUCGAUAGGCCGGUUUUGGCUUAUGGAAAUAUAGCAGAAGAAUUCAUCCGUGCCAGUAACACGGAAGAGUUUCUUAUUGGGAAGAAUCUGGCUGACAACGACACAUUUCAAAGGGCACUGACAACCUUGGCGCAGGAAAUUCAACCUGCGGAAGAUAAAUCGGAAGCGAGUCCUGCUUACAAGCGUGCUUUGGCCGUUAAUUUGUUCUAUAAGGUACGAGUUUGUAUUAUAUAUGCUUGUUCCUGUACUGGAUUUCGUACGUAUUACGGAGAACGUAGUUAUCUGGAAUAAUUGUGACUUUUAAUUUUUAUAUCAUUUGUUUCGUACGAUAACAUAUCAUUGUAAGUUAUUCGGUCGAUGUGGCACGACAGUAAUAUUCACGUUUAUUAUUGCAAUUACCACAAGUAUUUUAGCUUGUUUAAAAUAUCUGACAGAAGAUAAACACUGCCGAUAACAAAGGUGGCAAUCGUUGAAACUAAAAACAUGCCGUGGUUUUUGUGACUCCAUUAAAUU
Molecule: messenger RNA, 2036 nt
Organism: Paramacrobiotus metropolitanus
Lineage: Eukaryota; Metazoa; Tardigrada; Eutardigrada; Parachela; Macrobiotidae
Exons: 12
Coding region: 243-1814 (523 amino acids)
Molecular function (GO): oxidoreductase activity; 2 iron, 2 sulfur cluster binding; iron ion binding
Source: RefSeq, a predicted model, not a curated record